UUCGUAAAAUUAUAAUCAUACGUGGACGAAGGAGAAAGAAAACAAAAACGGAUCUAUUUUGAACGUUUAAAAGCGGCCAAGUAUCAUCGUUGAUUCGGAUGGACCGCAGCUUUCCGCAUUCCCGGCCACGUGGGCCUUUUAAAAAAUGGCGCCAGUCACGACCGCCGCGUGUGCGUCGUGUGCGUGACGAGACGGCCGCGGAGUGCGGAGUGCGGACCGAUUGACGACAUCGACGUGCGUGUAUACUGUGUGCAUAGUAUACGUAGCGAUUCAUGCUACGGGCUCUCGCGGCCGGCGCGCGACGUUGCAUCCGCACGAUGACCACUGUCACGCAGAAGCCGGAGGUGGUGUUCAUCCUGGGCGGCCCGGGCGCCGGCAAGGGCACGCUCUGCCGUUACAUCGUCGAGCGUUACGGCUAUGCUCAUCUGUCGGCCGGCGACCUGCUGCGCGAGGAACGCGCCAAGCCUAGCUCGGAGUAUGGCGAGCUCAUCGAGACGCAUAUCAGGAACGGCACGAUCGUCCCCGUGGAGAUCACCUGCAGCCUCAUCGACCGCGCCAUGCAGACUUCCGGGAACCCGCACCGCCGGUUCCUCAUCGACGGCUUCCCCAGGAAUCAGGAUAACCUCGACGGCUGGAACAAGGUGAUGGCUGACAAAGUUAUCCUGAAGGGCGUAAUAUUCUGCGAAUGCAGUCAGGAAGUUUGCACUCGACGUUGCCUGAACCGGGGUGCCAGCGGGAGCGGCCGCAGCGACGACAAUGAACAGUCCUUGGUCCUCCGUCAUCAAACUUACCUGAAAAAUACUUUGCCGAUAAUAGAAAUGUACGAACGGCAGGGCCUAGUUUAUAAAGUUGAUUCUAUGAGAACGCCGGAAGAGGUAUUUCAGGACGUCGCGGAAUACUUUCCUAAGAUAGGAUGGUAAUAACGAUGGUCCUAACGAUUUCUUUUGAACAAGUUCAAUAUUAUUGGCGCAAUAGUGGUUCUUUUUUUUUAUUUUUAUUUUGUGGCAUAUGGACAUUUUUAUUGAAUAACAUUCAUAUAUUUUAGAGAUUUUUUUUCCACCUUAUGGGAUAGAACAGGUUUAUCUAAUUUUGAUCACUGUGUGGUAUCAGUAUUAUAUCUCAAUUUUUGUAACGCGUUGCAACUUAUAUACUGGCUAAAUAUUCCUUCACAAAUGUACAAUAAUACAAUGCAAAUGGAUAAUGGUAUCAACGAUCGGAAUCCGAAAUCUGUAAAUAUCCUGCCGAAAUCGUUAACAAUGAAUGGCAGUGUAAAUUCUUUGAUACAAUGUUAUAUGCAUAUAGCGUGCGCGUUAGUAUACAUAGCUUAUAUAUUUAUAGAAUAAAUAUUUAAGCAAUGUGUUAUUAUCGAAAUGUAUCGAUUGAAAAUUUAAUAAUCGUUAGAAAAAGAAUUGCAUAUUAAUGCGAGAAAUGAUGGAAGAGAAAAAAAUAGAAGAGAUGUCUAUCGUGUAUUUUUAAUUUAUACGUAAAAAUACAUUCCUUAAAUUAA
Molecule: messenger RNA, 1507 nt
Organism: Temnothorax curvispinosus
Lineage: Eukaryota; Metazoa; Arthropoda; Insecta; Hymenoptera; Formicidae
Product: UMP-CMP kinase-like
Exons: 2
Coding region: 273-920 (215 amino acids)
Biological process (GO): CDP biosynthetic process; UDP biosynthetic process; 'de novo' pyrimidine nucleobase biosynthetic process
Cellular component (GO): nucleus; cytoplasm
Molecular function (GO): ATP binding; UMP kinase activity
Source: RefSeq, a predicted model, not a curated record